AUGUUAUCGCGAGCAGAUUAUCAAGUUUAUGGUACAGCAGUAUUUGCUGCCAUUGGUGGUUUUCUAUUUGGUUAUGAUCUCGGUGUGAUUUCCGGUGUGAUCACCAUGUCGAACUUUAUUGCUGUUUUCGGCGAUCAAGCAAAUGAAUUACAUAAGUACGACAUCUCGUGUACGGUUUGCUACGAUAAUUGGCGAUAUAUAUUGGUACUUGAUGAGAAUAAAUCUACCGGCCCAUUUACAAUGGAUUUGAUUGAACCGCAUGUGGCAUUGACACAAGAUCGAAUUGAUUUCGACGUGAGUAAUCUAUCGUUGGAAAAAGACUACACCCACGAAUUGGGUAUGCGCAUUGAUAUUACUCAAAAGCCGUAUUCGAUUGAAUUGGAGGCUAUUGUUGAGAAUAUAAAAAACAAGCGUUUUCUCACUCUUCGACCCAUCGAUAAUAAUCUCAAUAGAAGAAUUGCAAAAAUGAAAGAUAGAGGCUGGACACAAAUGGAAGGCGGUUUAUCGGUUAUCCCAGAACCGCACAAGGAGUAUCAUGCGAUUCUCGUUCCAUUACCUCGAUCAUCUGAUUUACACGCUGCGAUUUGUCAGAAAAUGAGAAAUAUACCAGGUGUACAAGUUAAAUCUAUCGAAGAAAUACGGAAUCCAUUUUUGGAAGAAAUCUACGAAGGCAUGAAGAAAAUAAUCAAACGACAAUGUCCUAAAACGACUUCGUGCGAGCAUCCUGGAUUAUUUCAUGGAACCCAAGGAGAUGGUAUCGACGGAAUCACUGACGACGGGUACGACGACCGAUUUUUCAAUACCGGCGGACAUGGUGCGUAUUUUGCUGACGAUCCGCUCAAAUCACAUAAUUAUACUGAUAAAACUAGCAAGACACGUGUUAUGUAUUAUAACAAAGUCUUACUGGGUGAAUCGAUGGUACUAAAUGAACCGGACAAAAACUUAGUUUGUGCGCCAAAGAAUUACCAUUCGAUUAUCGGAAAACACAAUCAGAUGACCGAAUAUAUCAUUUAUCGGUAUGGGCAAGCUUUACCAUGUUUGAAAAUCGUCUAUACCGUUUAG
Molecule: messenger RNA, 1062 nt
Organism: Adineta ricciae
Lineage: Eukaryota; Metazoa; Rotifera; Eurotatoria; Adinetida; Adinetidae
Source: the annotation of a GenBank genome assembly